Molecule: messenger RNA, 2376 nt
Organism: Lachancea dasiensis
Lineage: Eukaryota; Fungi; Ascomycota; Saccharomycetes; Saccharomycetales; Saccharomycetaceae
Source: the annotation of a GenBank genome assembly
AUGACAAAGGCAGAGCGCAGACCUUCACUCCUGUAUGGAGAAGAGGAAGAGCCUCAAGAUGAUAGGAAAUUUCGAUCACCGGGCCACAUCGUUGACGCUUCUUUGGACAAUACCGAUAUGUUGGCCCUGACUACCUCCUUUGACAGACAAAUUUCUGAUGGCCAUCCUAUGUAUUUCGAGGUUGGAGACGACGUGAAUGAUUUAGUUGCACCUCAUUUUGCCCAAAGCGGGGGAAACAGUAGGCAUCGCAAAGCUUUAACGGUGAGCAAGACGGGGAAGACAGUUUUCGAUGACAUAAACGAACUGCGAUUCAAAUAUCUCAAGGAAUCUGCUCAGGAUGCGGAAUCGAACGCCAAGAAUUACACAGAAAGCUGGUUUUUAUAUCCAAAACCUUUGCCGAAGUUCUGGAAAUUUGAAAAGGACAAGAGACUCCAGGAGGAGAUUAUUACACCAACUGAUGAAAUGCACGGUUACUUCUGUACCAGGACCACUGGCAAUGAUUCCCAGCUUUCAGAGAGAUUCCAGCUGCACUACACAGGUGAAUUCUUCGACCUUUCUCAUUACGCGGAAGAACUCAAAAAGGUUACUAUGCUGCGCGGACGAUCCUCCGAAGUGGCAGGUACAUAUGAUGACGUGGUUGACAAUGUACGUGACAUUAAAGCUUUCGGAGACCAUUUCGAGGACUUGGUUUGCCGUCUUUCGGCACAGGAGCUAGAUGCCCUGACUGUCAAGCGCAUAGAGUAUCUACUAAACCGGUUUGAUCUAUUCCAGCAGCUUGAAGGGCGCAUGGAAGUGCGCGAAAGCAGACUAGUACCUCAUCGCGAUUUCUAUAACAUUAGAAAAGUCGAUCAAAAUUUUUUGCUCAGCGGUUGUGUAUCACAGCGACUGCUCAAUGAUUUUAUUUGGGAAAAGCUGAACCUCGAACCCGACCGUGUUGUCUACAAGGAUCCGCUAGGGAGUGAGUUUACUUUGCGACAGAUUUUUUGCAACGGCGCAGAUAUAAAAUGCAAUGAAGACGCCUCCAUUGGACUUAAGGCUGUCGACGACAUCUUUUUAGAUUGGUACGAAACCGUCUAUCUAUCGGGAGCGCACCUCACAGGUACAGCGAGCGCCGCUAAGGACUCACCAAUGUUCUUUGCGAUAGCGAAAACGUUCCUCGAAUUUGAUAAUUUGCUUAGUGGUGAGUAUCUUGCCGAGAUAGUAAUCAAGUAUGUUAUCCAAUUCUUUGAAAAGAGCAAAUACCAAUUAGCGCAGCUUUCUGUCGACUUUCAGUUUUCCGAAAACUGGUGGUCCAAGUUCUGUGAAUGGAUCACGCGGUGGAAGCUUGUCUCUUACAAUAUCCGGUGGAACGUACGGUUUAACAGGUGCUACACGAAACUGUUUGCCAGCGGACAGGUGCAAUGCUUCCAAGACUACUUGGACUACAUUUUCAAACCCUUAUUCGAAGAGCCUUCCGAAAGUAACAUGCAAUUGCAAUAUGUGCUCUCCACGGUAUGCUGUUUUGACCUUGUUGCCGACGACUCCGACGACUACUUAUGGCGAUCGUUCAGAGACCCACAAUUGACGCCCCCAACCAAAUGGCGAGACACGGGAGAUAAUCCGCCGCUAGCAUAUUAUAUGUUUUACAUCUAUGAGUAUCUCAAAGCUCUCAAUAUCAAGAGACGCAACAAUGGACAGAACACAAUAGUAUUGCGGAACUACUGCCCAGUGUCCAAGAGCCGGGUCUCGCAAUUUCGACGGGGGAUAAGUGUUACGGAACAGUUUGAAUCAUUAUUGUGCAACGCGUUGCUUUGCGGGGGCGGAUUACUCCAGGCGGAAGCACUAUGGACUGUAUCUCCUCCCCUCCUAUACGUGUUCUACCUAUUGCAGAUCCCGGUUAUCGUGUCCCCUCUUUCAUCGGUGUCCCUGACCCGAGAACAUGGCCAAUCGGCUUAUCCUGAAAGAUCGCCGACGGUUAACAGGGAUGUCACCACCCCAUCCUCCAGAAGUUACAGUGGAAACCCUUUCAUGCACCUCCACAAGAUAGGAUUGAAGGUCGUCUUAUCUAGUAGCUCGGUUCUAUUCAACAGCUCGUACACUAUGGAACCUAUCAUCGAGGAGUAUAGUGUCGCCGCAAGCAUUUAUCUGCUUACAAGUGCGGACAUGUGCGAGCUCGUUCGCGAUAGUGCCAUGACGAGUGGCUACGAGGGUUUUUACAAAGCCCACUGGAACGGAAUACGCCUGACUCCCACGGAGUUCUUUACAGAGCAUAUCGGAUCUACCGACAUAUGGUUUGACCAGGAACCCGACACUUGCUACAAACACAAUGUCCCUACUACGAGAAGACUUUAUCGCCAGGAAUGCAUUGGCCGCGAAUGGAAUUUCAUUCAUGCCUAG